CUUUGACGAGUUGGGCGCUGAGUCAUCUUCUGAAAGGCUGUAAGGCUGCGCAUCCAAGUAGCUUGCAAUGGCAUGAAGAGGUGCGGUCCAGUUGGCUGCAAAAACAGCGUGCUAAUAUGUAACAAAAGGGACUUCACAUUUCCCCAUGCAGAUCUGGAAUGCAGUGAGCCUCAAUGUAACAGGACGUGGCAGUUGCAUCCGAGCCAACCGCACUCCACAAGCGUGCUCCCUUUGAUGACUCGCACCAAGGGAAGCUAUUAUGGCUCCUGAUUGGUAAAAGGAGAGCCUCUGGACAUUGCGGAGAGCACAAGGGCAGGGCUGCCCAAGGGGUCCAGUAACAAAGGUGCGGUUAGUCGCAAACUCGUACCUGCUUCGAUCUGUCUUUCGCCGUCGAUCUGCUUCAAGAUUGGCAAGGUGACCAACCAGAGAUGUUGUUUGGACUGUUUGCUCCAAAUGUGACGUGGUUGCUGUGACGAAUUAAUAUACAUACGGCUGACAUAUAAGUGAGUGGCCUUGCGUUUGAGUAUGGGGGCAAUGCCAGUGCCGGAGCAAAGAAUUAGUGCACACAACGCCGUAAAGGUGUGAGUCUCGCAUUGCUCAGGUAACAUGACACGUUGUUGCUUCAACAACCGGGGAGCGGUAAUCCAUAUCGAUGCAGCCGUCUUCGCGGUUGUCAAAUAAUGGCAGCAAAGCCCCCCAAACACUUGGAAACCCGCACCCAACUGACUGCCCAGCAAAGAUUUUCCCCCCAUAGUCAGCUGCAUUGCCCGUCAUGGCGGAUGCAACUCUUCCUGUGGGAGCGAACUCGGACGCCUGCGUCCGAAUGGUGGCCCUCACUUCGGACGCCCUAGCCGCGCUGUCCGCAAUGGACGAUGGCUGCGAGGUGCGCGCGCUCCUGCUGCUGAAACAAGCAGCGGCGCUCGGGAGGGGGGCCACGUGGCAGGCCCGGGAGGGGGACACGUGGAAAGCGAAGGCGGGCCUGCACACCGCAUUCGCGGAGGUGUAUGCGUGGAUCGGCGAUGCGAAGGAUUUGGAACGGGCGCAGGCAAAGUUUGCGAGGCAGAGUUCGGGAGUAGGGGGGUUUACAACAAUGGGUGGUUUAGAAAGCGCUGAAUUAAAGGAUCCUUCAAAAGGCGGAAGUGAGCUGCAGAGGAAUGGGGAUCAGUCGAAGACGGGAGUGAUUGACACACGCAGCGCGGAGGAAGGCAGCAGCUCAGACCCGUUUGGAGAUCUGGUGUCAAGCGACGGCGGCGGUGGAAGCGAACAGGAGUUCAACGCUCGGGCGUUUGAGUCGUUCAAGGCGCCCUUUAGAAAGCGAUCAUUUGCGGUUGUGAAGAGUUACCGACCAGAAAGCGAGGAGAGGAUUCUGCGUGGAAGCCUGGAUUCCGCAAAGGCAGACAUGGGGCGGCAAGGGACUUUGGGGAACCUUGCCAGCGGGGUCAAAAUAAGCUCGCGUCUUGUUGCUCCGUACCAAACCGCCGCAUGGUGGUACGAGAAAUCAAGGCAAGAACUUGCAAAGGCCUACCAGCUCCAUGCGGACGCCAAUCACCCGGACAAGCGCGCUUCGCUGGCGAUUUUCGUCCGAAUGGGCGACCUGUUCGGACGGCUGGCCAAGGACGAGUCCGCAGCGAGCUGCUACGUGGCAGCAGCAGCGCUAUCCACGCAGCUGGGCAGCGACGAGGCGCAAGAGGUCCGGGACGAGAUUCUGUACGCGGCGUGGGGAUUGAAGACCAAGUGCGGCCGCGCCGUGCUCGCGUCGUUUCCCGACGCGCAGCAGUACCCGGCGGGCCUGAGCGCGCGCGCGCUGCUGUGCAUGCGCGAGGGGCGCUACAAGGAGGCCGAGGUCGCGUACCUGCGCCUCCUGGAGCUCAUGCGCGACCGCGGCCUCGCGGACGCGGACACGCUGCUGCUCGCCAAGGUAAUGCUGCAAGCCCUCCUAAGGGGCCAAAGCUUGCGGACGUUUCUGCACGCUACGGACGGAGACGACGUCAGCAACAGCCACACUCCGCGUUCUGCGGCGGCAUAGCCGGUGCCAGGAUUUAACGCGGACGCUGCAUUAUAGACUGCUUGCUUUAGCUUUCGACGGCCUAUACACGGACUGCAGACUGAGACAGCUGUAACAAUUCAACUAAUAGACUGGACCACGAACUGUAUGAGCUCAGAAAGCUAGCACACGGAAUUACGGAACAGGACAGAGUGGACAGAAUAGACCGGACAGAUUGAUCAGGACAGAGAACUGAAUAGAACUACCUUUGGACGGAUAGGACGGAUGAAGUAACAUGACUUACCGUUAGGACUGCGCUGCAAAGACUCGUUACCAUGAUUCCGCAACAGGAAUCUGAACAAUACUGACUUUUAGACGGGUUGUGGGUUGACGUACUCAGGUUGUAAACAGAGUUCCGGCGGUUGACAUGGUUACGUUGCUUAUCAUCAUCAAACUUACUCGGCCGCGCGGCGGUAUACUGCCAGGCUUUACUCCAAAGAAAGUAAACGAAGCAGCUGUCUAGGAGGCGGACGGCCGCUAGCAACUACAAGAAG
Messenger RNA from Klebsormidium nitens, 2538 nucleotides. NCBI's taxonomy places the organism in Eukaryota, Viridiplantae, Streptophyta, Klebsormidiophyceae, Klebsormidiales, Klebsormidiaceae. The record is from the annotation of a GenBank genome assembly.